CCAAAUAAAAUCAGCCCAUUACUAUAUAAACCCGUGAUUGAAAACCUAGAUUUGCUCAUUGCUAUAACUCUCCGCAGCUGUGCGAAGCUCUCUCCAGUUCUCACGCCGCGCUCUCUUCCUACAGCAAAUAUGGUUCUAUCUAAUGAUGUCGAUUUGCUCAACCCACCGGCUGAGCUCGAGAAGAGGAAGCACAAGCUCAAGCGCCUCGUGCAAUCCCCAAACUCAUUCUUCAUGGAUGUCAAGUGUCAGGGUUGCUUCAACAUAACCACUGUUUUCAGCCAUUCCCAAACCGUUGUUGUGUGUGGAAACUGCCAGACAGUGCUGUGCCAACCAACCGGUGGCCGUGCCCGCCUCACCGAGGGAUGCUCCUUCCGGAAAAAGGGCGAUUAAAGAGCAUACACUCCCUUUCACAUUCUUUAAUGAAUGUGAGUCCAGAGUUUUUUGGUUGCUUGUUUUCACUUUUUUUUUAAAAUGUAAUGCUGUUGUUAAUACUUCUUGAGUUUCUCAAGAAGUAACCCUUUUGUUAUCCUAGCUCUGAAUUAUUAUGUUAUAUUAUAAUUGACCAGUUUUUCUCUUA
Messenger RNA from Salvia hispanica, 577 nucleotides. RefSeq names its product small ribosomal subunit protein eS27y-like. Lineage: Eukaryota; Viridiplantae; Streptophyta; Magnoliopsida; Lamiales; Lamiaceae. Gene Ontology annotation, molecular function: structural constituent of ribosome. Gene Ontology annotation, biological process: translation. The record is from RefSeq and is a predicted model, not a curated record. Gene Ontology annotation, cellular component: ribosome.